Molecule: messenger RNA, 546 nt
Organism: Fusarium graminearum PH-1
Lineage: Eukaryota; Fungi; Ascomycota; Sordariomycetes; Hypocreales; Nectriaceae
Exons: 1
Coding region: 1-546 (181 amino acids)
Source: RefSeq, a predicted model, not a curated record
AUGUUUGGCGGCAAGGGUGCCAAGUCUAUCACCCCUCGAGCACCAUUGCCUCCAUCGUAUAAAACCGCCGCGUCGCCCAAACCGAAUGAUGCCCCAUACAACGAAUCUGCAAUCCUGAAUUCGCCAAAUGCUCCCCCACGAAAGCGCAAACAAGGUCAAGCAUCAAUCACCGAUUCCAAGGCAAUUUGGAAUAGGUUAGAGCAACUUAAGACGAUGCUUAACCGACAAACCCUGCAUGAUGCCCAGACUCCUUCCCUAAUACGAAUGAACCAAGAGUUACGCACCGAGAUAGCUCAACUGCAAGAGCAACAUGCCUCAUUGCAGAAGAAAUACGAGGAGCUGGAUUCAGAAGUGGCUAGCCUGCGACAAGCGCAAGUCAAUGCGGAUGACAGUCAGGACGUAGAAUUGGUCGACAUACGCGAUAAUAUCGCGGAUUUGGAAAACAGGAUGGACUUUGUUGAGCGUGGAAAGGAUGACGAUGAAUUUAUCAUCAGGGUCAAGGACGUAGUAUUGGAGGAGAUGGGAGCCAGGAUCAAGGGUCACUGA